Messenger RNA from Aspergillus thermomutatus, 534 nucleotides. RefSeq lists its product as uncharacterized. The record is from RefSeq and is a predicted model, not a curated record. The transcript is spliced from 3 exons. Lineage: Eukaryota; Fungi; Ascomycota; Eurotiomycetes; Eurotiales; Aspergillaceae. Bases 1 to 534 code for a protein of 177 amino acids.
AUGGUUGCUCCCCCCUCCCGUCCCUUCCACUGGCCGGGUGGCAUUCCCCCCGCGAUCCAGCUAGAUGCCAACGGCGACAUCACCCCCGAACAGGCCAGUGAGGAGGCCAAAGGGUGGUUACUCUUUGUGGAGUGGGUCCCCCGUGCAAUCGCCAACAUCCCUGACGAAGAUGGAGAUUACGAGGUUCGCCAACGACGAGCACUAGUGGAGACAUGGGCAAAAGCCAGCCAAGAGUUCCGUGAUCGAGCCCCAUUGAGGAACGCACUGGACUACCCUAAAGAGAUCCUGGAGAAUGCCCACCAUUACUACGACUCUCCCAGUUUCAUGUGCCUACCACCGCUGGGCCCGUCCUACCGAUUUAACCGGUCCAAAUGGAUCAAGCUAUACAUUCUCUCUUGCCGGUUGGACGGUGAAAUGGGGCAUUGCCUUGACCGCUACGGGUCUGAUCACGGUGGCAUUGAUUCCAACCCUGCGACAUUUCCCGACCCCUCCACAGUCCAGAUCACUGACGUGCUGCCAAGGGCCAUCCUCUAA